UAAUUGAAUUUAGUAACUAUCAUGAGCGAGAGAAGAAUUCAAAGCCAAAUAAGGACUUACCUUCAAACAUCUAUAAAUAACAGAAGAACAAAGCUCGGAAGUCUGGAUGAGUCCAAUGCCAGGUCUAUAAUCUUACCCAAAAGUCGUAAGGUAGUUGAAGGCAGGAGAUUCAGUCUUGGCCACAAGAUUAAAAAGUCUAGGAGGAAUGAGGUGCAUCUUGAACUAAUGAAGUAUAAGCAGCUCCAGAUGAAACAAAAAUGGACUGGACGAAAUGUCCAUAUCGGAAGCCUCUUAGGAAUCAUACGAAAUUCUUUUGAUCAAGAUAUGAGCAAAAAGCUUCAAGAAGGCAAAUAAAUUUAUUUAACAAAUUUAGGCUGCAGAAGAAGAAAUCUGAAUCGGUCUAUUGAUUUCUCUGAUGCUUGAAAAAUUCAAAAAGUUCAGACUCCUCCAAGCUCCAAUUCGAACCAAAUCAAAGACUACAUGUAUCAGAGCCAGUUUGAUACUUUUAAGGAUUGUGAACGCAUUUUGGUGAGCACGCCAAAUUCCCCACAAAAUAAGCUUCCAGAAUUUGAUUGAGCUAGGAGGACAAUGAAGUCUAACUUCAGGAAGGAGACCCUCCUCCCAAUUGCAGAGGGCUCAUGUAAAAUUCAAUCUCCGAAGAUUAAUAGCAUAAUAAGUGAAGAAUCCUCCCAGACAACCGGAUCUUUUAAGAAGUCUGUGAACUUGAUCGAGAAGAAAGAGGUCAAGAAGCGUAAAAGAGCGAAUCGUAGACGCCUAGACUUAUCCCGUCCUGAGGAUUUUAGGUUUCAUUAUAAAGAGAUCAUUGAGAAGAAAGAUGAAGUAAACAAGAGCUUACAAAAUUGUCAUGAUAAGAUCAUUCAUAAGCUCAAGAAUACACUCUCUCCAGACUCUAUUUGGAGGCUACGUCAUAAGCUCUCAGAGAUAAUUGAUGACACCAAUAUGAGUAUUCUGCUAAAUAGAAAGAAAAAGAAGUGAAGAAGGAAGAAGUUCGGAAUUGAAGGGAUUUAAAACAACAGAUAAUUAUUAAUUUGUGAAAUAAGUUAAAAUGCAUU
Messenger RNA from Moneuplotes crassus, 1073 nucleotides. Lineage: Eukaryota; Ciliophora; Spirotrichea; Euplotida; Euplotidae. The record is from the annotation of a GenBank genome assembly.